AUGAGGGGGUUGAAAAAAAUUGGCUGUUUUUUGUUUGAAAAUAGCACCCUGCCCACAAUCAACACGUUCAUAAUUCUGGACAUUAUUUUAAGGAUAUUAAAAAUUCGAGGGAAUAAAAAAAAAAGAGAGAAAACAAAAAAGAACUAUAAAAAAAAGAAAUUGAAAAGGGCUUUAUUAUUAACAAAUAAAACAUUAAUAGAUUUAUUUCCACCCGAUUUUGAUUUCAUAUUAAACUUUUUAAAUAAUUCUUUAGAUAGAAAAGAUAAAGAUAAUGAUAAAGAUAAUGAUAACAAUAAUGAUAACCAUAUUGAUAACAAUAAUGAUAAUAAUAAUGAGAAUAUUUGGACGGUGAAUAAAAUAAAGAAUUAUAAAAAUUUAUAUAGAAAUUUUAAAGAUGAUAAAAAAUAUAAUAUAAAAAAUAAUAAUCAAAAUGAAGAGAAAAAUUCAUUAUACAUAAAUAAUAAUCAUAUAUGUGAUGAUAUAUAUAAUCAACAUAUUUAUAAUUUAAAAAAUGAAAAACAAACAAAUGAUACAUUUGAUAACCUUCAUAUAACUAUUGAGAUGUUAAAAGAUAUUUUAAAUUUUAUUCAUAUAAAAUAUAUUGAUAAAGAAAAUUAUUUAAUAAAUUUACUAUAUAAAUUAAAUCAAAACAAAAAAUAUAAUAUUAUAGUAAUAAAUAUAAGUUUCUUUUUUAUUAAAGAUGAUAAAAAAAUUAAAAUAUUUUUAGAUUAUAUAUUAUCAUCUGCUUAUAAAAAUGUCACAAAAGAACUUACUAUGAAAAACAAAGAUAAAAAUAAUUAUGAUCAUAAAAAUGAAUUCUUGUCUAAUUCUAAUAAUAUUAUAUAUUCUAAUAUCGAAGCUGAAAUGUGUGAUCGUCCUUUUUAUAAAAAUAUUUUAAAUAUUUAUUUUCACUAUUCAUAUUUUAUUAAUUUCUUUGAAUACCUCAACAGUGUGUCUCAUCUUUCCUUAACAAGUCAUAAUAUUAAAACAAUAAAGAAAAAGAAAAAAAAAAAAAAAAAGACAAACAAUAAUAAUGAUAAUGAUAAUAAUAAUUAUGAUAAUAAUUAUAAUAAUAAUAAUAAUUAUGAUAAUAAUUAUAAUAAUAUAUCCCAAUCUUCUAAUAAAUGUAAUAUCAUUUCUUAUCAUCAUCAUAAUCAAAAGGAUGAUCAAAUAAAUAAUUUUGUAGAAAAGAAAAAUAAAAGAAGUUAUUUUACUUAUUUGUUGAACCAAAAUCAUAGUGCUAAUUUACACAGCACACACACAACGCAUGAUAAAAAAAAAAUUAAAUUGGAACAAGAAGAAAAAUAUGAAUAUAAUGAAUAUAACGAAAACAAUAAUAAUAUGAAUGAUCAUAAUCAAAAUAUUAGUUCUUAUAAUAAUAUUUUCCAAAGUAAUAACAUUCCUAAUAAUAAUGAAUUAUCUAAUCUUAUAUCACCACAACAAAAAGAAGAGAACAUCUUAUCAAAUCAAUUAAAAUCACAUAAACAAAUAGAUGUUACAGAAAUACAUAUAGAAGACGAAUCUACCAAAGGUUGCUUAUCCAUGCAUUCCAUAAAAUUAAAAAAAAAUAAAAAUAAAAUAAGAACUAAAUUAUACUUGUUUGAUAUGAUUCCUAAAUCUAAUAUUUAUAAAAAAAUGUAUAUGGAUAUUAUAUUAAUGAAUUUUAAUCACUUGUAUGUUAUAUCUAGGAACAUAUAA
Molecule: messenger RNA, 1698 nt
Organism: Plasmodium falciparum 3D7
Lineage: Eukaryota; Apicomplexa; Aconoidasida; Haemosporida; Plasmodiidae
Source: RefSeq, a predicted model, not a curated record